This is a messenger RNA of Dermatophagoides pteronyssinus (European house dust mite), 453 nucleotides long. RefSeq lists its product as uncharacterized. NCBI's taxonomy places the organism in Eukaryota, Metazoa, Arthropoda, Arachnida, Sarcoptiformes, Pyroglyphidae. The record is from RefSeq and is a predicted model, not a curated record.
ACCACACAAACAAACACAUUUCACAUUUUCACAUGUUAGAAUUUUCGAAUGGUUAAAACAUUUGAUUUGAUUUGAUUUGUAUCAUAAUGUUGGAUCGUAUUUUGAAUUCUCGUCAAUCUUCAUCAAAAGAAUCCGAAUAUGAAGAUUGUUUUCAAUGUCGUAUGAUUGGUGGUGGUGGUCUUGUCGGUCUUGGUAGCUAUAUUAUCUAUUAUUCAUUUCAACGAAGAAAUAUACCAACAGCAAAUAAAUUAUCCGUUUUUGCUUCAGCAUUUAUUGGAUCCGUUGUGAUGACAUUGGGUACAAUGCGAUUACUUGGUAUUCAUGAAUGGAAAAAUAUUCCAAACAAACAACAAUCAAAACCCGAAUCAUAGAACCAAUAUUAUCAACCGAAGGAAAUACGCAUAUCAAACCAAAAUGUAGUCAUUUUUUUGCCUCCUCAAACCAACAAAAUGU